GAUGCAGUGCAGCAUGCCUCUGAGGUAAUGCUGGGAAGUACGGUCAUAAACCAUCGACAGCAUGUUGGACUGCAGAAGCUCUCUGCACUGGCUGGAAUCACACACUCCUCUUUGGGCCCGAACAAAAAGUACAAGUUUAUCCAAGAUGACGCCAGUGGGGAGUCCGCUCUUGUGUGCUCCUGUUUCCGCAUCCUUGAGAACCUGGAUCUGACCUGCGCAGUGGGUCAGAUAGUUAACGAGACUGUUCGAGCCCACCAGAGGGUCUAUCAUACCGGGUCAGGAUGCCUGCUGUUCCUCGCCGGAGCAUGGAGUCGUGUCGCUCUGGAGUGCCUUCAGAGAGGAAUCUCAGUGGCGAACAUCAUCACGGCGAUGUCUGAAGGGAUGGAUAUAUGCAUCGAUGUUUGCAGAAAAUACAGUGUGUCAAUUGAUAGCCUUGGUAUGGAACAAUCACAGAGUAGCACUGCAAAAUCUAAUGGUUCAGGGCUUCAGCUGUCAAAUAAAUCCAUCAAGGAUGCUUCACAAGCUUUGUGGCAAAGCAAAGGGUCAAGAAAUGUUGGUCUUAACGUGAGUGGACAAAGAAAAGUAAAACUCAGCAGACAUUUUUGUGAAGCUAGAUCUGAAAAUGUCUCGACAGAACUGCAAAAUCCUCAGCCUAAACCUCCAGACGUUGCACACAUUGCAGAGUGUCUGAGUCAUGGUUGUGUGGACGCAAUGAGUUUGGUAGUUGAAGCCAGCCGAGUACAGUCCAAAAGCAGCCAACAAGAUACCACCUGUUCCAUGUUUGAUGUUUCUAAAGUCAUGACUUGUGUGCUGCCUGGUUUACCAGAGCAACAGGCGUGCACCGUACCGGGCUGCGUCCUUCUCUUAUCUGCCGAACAGGCCUCGGUUGCACAUCACUUGAAAGGAUAUCCCCUGAAGGUUGUUCUCAUUAAUGGAGAUCUAUCAGGAACUUAUCGUCAUCUUGGCUUUAAAAGGCCAUCGGAUAUGCGGCGUGUGAGUACAGAGACUGAUUUGCCGUGCUCAAGCAAAGAGGAAGUGUGGAUGGAAAAGGUUAUCACAGUUCUGUUGAGCCUGGAAGUGAACCUGAUACUAGUCAGCGGGCUUGUAAGUGAAAAAGUGAUUCAACGCUGUUCUAGACAUCACAUACUUGCGGUGGAAAAAGUAAAGGUUUCCGUUUUGAAAGCACUCGCUGAUUCAGCGGGAGCUGUCCCAGUGACUUAUGCCACGCAGUUAAGUCAGCACUGUGUUGGCACUGGAGUGAAGGUAGCAGUGUGGAGGGACCUCAGCAGCUAUGAGGCGAAAUCGACGAUAGCUGUGAAUAUUUUCACUGGAGGCCACAGCGAGUUGGUCACUGUGGUUCUCACUAGCUGUGUCGAGGGGAAGCUGCAGGCCCUAGAGGACCAGUUCUGGGCUUGUGCGUAUCGUUUACAUCAUGCACUGAAGGACAAAACCCUCCUGCCCGGUGCUGGAGUGGCAGAAAUGCUUUGUAUUCAUCGCCUCAAAAAGCAAGCAGAGAGGGACGCUACCCAGCAAACCAAGGCAGGAGCAGCAGCUAACCCUUACAGGAGUGUGAUAGUACACCUCAUGGCGGACGGGUUAAUAGAUUACAUAUCCACUGUAAUGGUUAACACUGGAAAGUUUUCCAAACCCCAGGCCAGGACUGCUGUGAGUCAGCAACUACAGGACUGCAAUGAUAAUCAGGACAUCGCUUCAAGUUUCUCACAGCUUUUCUUAGAAGGUGAAGAAGAGGAUGGGGUCGUUUCCUCACCUGUGAGAGCUGCUGAUGCACCAUCAGCUAAGGUGUAUGAUAAUCUGAGUGUGAAGCAGGAAGCGUGGAGGAAAGCCUUAGAUCUGGUUUUCUUGGUCUUACAGAGUGACUCAGAAGUUAUCACGGGCAUUGACCCAAAUGAGGCAGUGAAGGAGAAUCUGAUGCUGUUAUGACCUGAAUCUAAAGAACCGUCUGAAAAUGUUUACAAUACAACACAAUGUAUUUUUCUGAUUGGUUAAAAGAAUAAAGAGUUUUUGUAUUCUUUC
This is a messenger RNA of Notolabrus celidotus (New Zealand spotty), 2034 nucleotides long. It is a transcript of the gene bbs12, whose product is annotated as Bardet-Biedl syndrome 12. NCBI's taxonomy places the organism in Eukaryota, Metazoa, Chordata, Actinopteri, Labriformes, Labridae. Gene Ontology annotation, biological process: chaperone-mediated protein complex assembly; photoreceptor cell maintenance. The transcript is spliced from 2 exons. Gene Ontology annotation, molecular function: ATP binding. The record is from RefSeq and is a predicted model, not a curated record. The annotation marks the transcript as partial.